AUGCCAACGUGUGCCAACGUGGGCCAUUUCUUCACCCAAAACCUGGGGAUCAAAGUCGUCAUUCCGGAUUACAGACUCAUCUCCCACGAUGCCACAUUCCCUUCCGGGGGUCAGGAUUUGGAGCUGGUCAUUGACUGGAUCAAGGCGAAUAUAGACCAUGACCCAUCACAUCCCACAACCCUUUUUAUCAUGGGUAACUCGGCUGGAGGUGUUCACUUGGCAACCUAUCUCUUCGCUUCUGAAUUUCGAGGACACCGACAGAAAGUACUCACAGGAGAUACUCUAGGCGUGAAGCUGGGAGGUGUCAUCUUCCUCUCGGCUCCCUUCCACUUUGAUCGGGCGACUGCAGAGAGGGCGAAGACUCUUCAGGCGUACUUUGGGGACGAUGUCUCCAAUCAUUCCCCUCUAGGGCUGUUAAGAGCUUGCAAGGGAGACGGCUCUGUCAGUGAUCUGAAAGGGAUCCCGGUCAUGGUGCUAUAUGGAGGACUAGAUCCGGAAGACGAGAUACUGACCUCGAAGAACGAUUUUGUCAAGGAAUGGAUCGGCACGGACGCUGUGGCCAACGACUUGACAGUCCUCAAGAUGGAAGGCCACAACCACAUCAGCCCCGUCUUAGGGUUGGGGACCGGAAUCUUCAAUGAAGAAGCUUGGGGCCGGCAGGUGGUCGAGUUCGUCAUCGCAGCCGCUGGCAAGCAAAAAUAG
Messenger RNA from Fonsecaea pedrosoi CBS 271.37, 702 nucleotides. RefSeq lists its product as uncharacterized. The transcript has a single exon. Bases 1 to 702 code for a protein of 233 amino acids. Lineage: Eukaryota; Fungi; Ascomycota; Eurotiomycetes; Chaetothyriales; Herpotrichiellaceae. The record is from RefSeq and is a predicted model, not a curated record.